GCUUUUGCUCAUCAAGACAGUAAGCAGAAUUCUCCUGGCUUCACCUGCUUUUCAAGGGAAUAGCUGAUUAUGGGGACCUGGGAGGGUUUAAGAAAGCUUACAGUGUCUUAAAGCCAAGAUGUUCCUUGGGCUCCGGAUACACCCAUGGUUUUAUAAAGGUGGCCUGCAACUCUCCCAGGUUGGUUGCCGGUUUGGUCUUGACCGGUUGAGACCGCCAAUACCUUUGACAUGCAAACUGCCAAUGCAUCCCAGGCUUCCCUAAAGAAUGGGACCCUCGGCCCCUUCGAUGGGCCACAGUGGCCUCACCUGGCCUCACGAAGUAUCUACACCUCCGUGGCCGUGCUCAUGGGAGUGGUGACGUUCUCAGCAUCCUUGGUGAAUGGGCUCGUCAUUGUGGUCUCUGUCCGGUUCAAGAAACUCCGCUCCCCUUUGAACUACAUUCUGGUGAACUUGGCCGCCGCGGACCUCCUAGUCACCUUCUUUGGAAGCACCAUCAGCUUUGCCAACAACGCCGUCGGCUUCUUUGUGUUCGGCAAGACCGUGUGCCAGUUCGAAGGGUUCAUGGUCUCCUUAACAGGGAUUGUGGGCCUUUGGUCCUUGGCCAUCUUGGCCUUCGAGAGGUACCUGGUGAUCUGCAAACCUGUGGGAGAUUUCCGGUUCCAGCAAAGGCAUGCAAUGAUUGGCUGCCUUUACACAUGGGUGUGGUCAUUAGUUUGGACCGUCCCCCCACUCUUUGGCUGGAGCAGCUACGUCCCAGAAGGCUUAGGAACGUCCUGCGGACCCAACUGGUACAUGGGAGGUACCAACAAUAACAGCUAUAUCAUGGCCUUGUUUGUGAUGUGCUUUGCUCUGCCUCUCAGCACGAUUCUCUUCUCCUAUGCCAACCUGCUACUGACAUUGCGAGCAGUAGCGGCUCAGCAGAAAGAACAGGAGACCACCCAGCGUGCGGAGAGGGAGGUGACCCAGAUGGUCAUCACUAUGGUGAUGGCCUUUCUCGUCUGCUGGCUGCCCUAUGCCACUUUUGCCAUGGUGGUCGCCACCACCAAAGACCUCUCCCUCCAGCCGGCGCUCGCCUCUCUGCCGUCCUAUUUCUCCAAGACAGCCACGGUGUACAACCCCAUCAUUUACGUCUUCAUGAACAAACAGUUCCGCAGCUGUAUCCUGAACACCGUGAGCUGUGGCCGCAUCCCGCUGGCAAUGCCGGAGACGACGCCCACCGCGAUCGCCGCCCGGGGGGGCCUUGCCUUGAUCUCGGAAGGGAGGAGGAAUAAGGUGGCCUCUACGUAAUCGUGUAGCUGGAUGACAGGGCCUGGUUCCAGUUCUCGAGAAUUAACGAUUUCUGCUGGGAUGCAUCCUUAUUUGAAGACUGAUGUACUAUUCUUUCUACCUCUGGUCAAGGCAGGGUCUGCGUUCAGCACGAGAAUCUGAAUGUAUUACUUGCAUUAAACGCAUAUGAGCCAACAAGUGAAGCCCUGGAACAAA
This is a messenger RNA of Heteronotia binoei (common prickly gecko), 1482 nucleotides long. Its product is annotated as pinopsin-like. Bases 229 to 1287 code for a protein of 352 amino acids. Gene Ontology annotation, cellular component: membrane; photoreceptor outer segment. Gene Ontology annotation, molecular function: G protein-coupled receptor activity. Lineage: Eukaryota; Metazoa; Chordata; Lepidosauria; Squamata; Gekkonidae. The record is from RefSeq and is a predicted model, not a curated record. The transcript is spliced from 5 exons. Gene Ontology annotation, biological process: phototransduction; visual perception; G protein-coupled receptor signaling pathway.